AUGCUCGUGAGAGGCUAAAAAUUGCCUAAAUCAAAAUUUCCGGGUCUGAAAAAACUGUUUGAGGUUAGUUGAAACCAUUAAACUUGAUCAAAACGAUAAAUGACUUUCAGUUGGGACUUCUUCUACAAAACCUCUAUUUGUUUCCCACGAGUGGAAUUUUCUUGUUUUUCAAACCUCCAGCAAAAACAGCUCAUCAGCUUGAUAAUCCGGUUUACAGGUGGGCGAAAAAAGUUGGAAAAAAUCAAGCAUUGAUUUUCAGGAUCAACCUACUCAAAAAAGGGGAAUCUGGAACCGAUAGAAGAAAUAGCUCCAUCAGCCAUGACCUCAAUACAAAUCAGCGAAAAAAAGGUAAGUUGAAGACUUUGAUUAUGAUGAUAAUCGAAAGUUUUUAGUGUAAAUUGCUUUUUCGGUUCGAAAGGCUACAUUCAAAAAAAAGAUGAGAAGUAAGACUGGUCUAUUCUUCAAACAAAACUUGCUCAUGGCGCAAGAAACCGGAGGUAAAAUUUUGUUUGGAACAAAGAAAUGAGAAAUUACGCUUUUCAGGAUUUGAAAAUAUUUGCUCAAACUCAAAAGAAUGGACUUUUGAAUUUCAACCAGCGUUAAGUUGAAUACUCUCGAAUAAAGGUAGGCGAAUAUAAUCAGUAAUUUUCAGAGGAAAUAUAUUACCCUUCAGAAUCUUCUAACUCGGCUGUUCUUAAGAGACAAACUUGCUCCAAAAGACAAGUCUCGUCAUAACACCUGAAUUAAGGCUGAAGGAAAUUGACCACUUCUCAACUAAGACCGCAAGUCUUUCAAAGCGAAAAAAAGUUAGUUUGAGUUAACCGAAAUACGAUAUGAGAUGAUUUUCAGACGUCUUUUAUCAAUAUAUAUCUCGAAAUUGUUUCAAAACGAGAGAUCGGAAUCUUGUCAAACUUUUGUAAAAACCUAAUCUUGCGGCACAAUAGAAAAUAAUACUUUCGAUGUCGACUUUGCAUUCAAAGGUAGGUUGUUUUAAGAAAUCUGUUCAAAAAAUAGAAAACUUUCAGUUAACAAUGUCUUCUCGACUCGGAAAACAACAUGACAUUAUAGUUCAACCGUUUGAAAAUUUAAAACGGUUUUGAAUUCAAUAGCCGAUAGCCAAAAAAGGUAAGAAUUACAGUCAACACAUGUGGAAACAACGAUAAAUCUCAAUUUAAGGAUUGGAAGUCGCUCUUUAUUUUCGCAACUUCUCAAAUAAGCUAUCAUACUCUCUCUCUCAGUAACUGAAAGACGAUUUCAUGAGAUUCGAUUUCGUCCCCUUCCUCCUCAGAUUCAAAGGUGAGAAAAACUAAAUAAUAUUUGAAUUUCAGGUAUUUUCUGAAAAAAAAUCAAUAAAAAUAUACUGGAACAAAAAGUGCGGCGAAGCCCGGCCCUCCUAUGAAAGAUUCAAUACCGUCUAAAGGACUACAAAAAGAACGGACAUCGACCUUUUGAAAUCGGUUGACUUUUCCUUUUUUUCGUUUCAAUUUGAGGUUUCAGGAUGGCACCAAAUGUUCCUGGGUCUACAAAAAUUAGGAAAACGACUCGCUCACUAGACAAAACACAAAAUCCUCAAAGUUCUUUUCAAAGAGUGAGUUCAAUUUUGUUUCAGACUGGAAAUUGUUCAUAGGGCUUUUAGGUUUGUUGCUCCAGGGCGCAAACUUCGCGUCGCCAUCGGUAUAAAAAAAAACACGAUCCAUCCUGACGACUUCAACUGA
Caenorhabditis auriculariae is the source of this 1715-nucleotide messenger RNA. The record is from the annotation of a GenBank genome assembly. Lineage: Eukaryota; Metazoa; Nematoda; Chromadorea; Rhabditida; Rhabditidae.